Colletotrichum destructivum is the source of this 1018-nucleotide messenger RNA. Its product is annotated as Putative calcineurin-like phosphoesterase domain, ApaH type, metallo-dependent phosphatase. Lineage: Eukaryota; Fungi; Ascomycota; Sordariomycetes; Glomerellales; Glomerellaceae. Gene Ontology annotation, molecular function: hydrolase activity. The record is from RefSeq and is a predicted model, not a curated record. The coding region runs from base 95 to 889 and encodes 264 amino acids. The transcript has a single exon.
GGCAAAUGUGCUUGUCUAAAGCAUCAUUGCAAGAAGCAUUACAACAGCCAGGGACUGUUUGCUCCCUUUCUACAAAGACCACCACGCCAAACUUAUGGCCAAGGGGGGGUCAUCUUCUGGCAGUGUCCAGUUCAUGUCAGAUCUGCACCUGGAAGCCACCGGCAACUACGUAACGUUUGACUUCCCUGUCACAGCACCCUAUUUGCUACUGUCUGGAGAUGUUGGGAGCCUGGCCGACUACAAGGAAUACCUGAGCUUCAUCCGGCGUCAGACAGAACGUUACGCUGCCGUUUUGCUCGUCCUAGGGAACCACGAGUUCCACGGUCUCGACCACAACACCACACUUGCCAGGGCCAAGGAGCUCGAGGCCGAACCGUCACUCGGGGGCAGACUUCACGUUCUACACCGGCGCCGGUUCGAUAUCCCUGGUACAAACACGACCAUUAUCGGGUGCACGCUGUGGACCAUGGUCCCGGAGGAAGCGAAGGAGGCAGUUGUGGGGAGAGUCAAAGAUUUUCAGCAUAUCGAGGGCUGGGGCGUCGAAACACACAACAGAGCUCACGUCGCAGAUGUGAAGUGGUUGAAAGGCCAGCUGAGAGAGAUGCCCAAGGAGAGAAGGGUGAUUGUUGCGACGCACCACGCGCCAUCUUUAGAGGGGACAUCGGAGCCUCAGCACAGAGGCAGCCCGUGGUCUUCGGCUUUCGCGACGGGGAUCAUGGAGGACGGGGAAGACUGGAGUCGCGUAGGAUGCUGGGUGUUUGGACAUACGCAUUACUCGACGGACGUUGUAGUGGAGGGAGUUAGGAUUGUGAGCAACCAGAGGGGAUAUGUUGGGCCUGGGAGAGUUAUCAAAGAGGGGUUUGAACCUGGUAGGCUCAUCGAGUUGUGAUGCUCUUAUCUGAGAACGGUUGGAUAGGUAGGUACUUAGGGACACAUCCACAGAGUCAGAGCCAAAGCCAGCACCAGAACCAGUACCAGCGAUCCAACCCUUCUCAAGUGAUGCUGUGUGUUGUGGUAU